AUGUUGGAGGAAGCAGAAAAAACACCAAAUGACCACAUUAUUGAUUCCAGAGAUGUGAAAGCCAUAGUGUGCAGAGAUAUCCAGCCGGUUCAAUAUCCUGGAAAUCAUGGAAACCCAUUUCCUAUGAAGAUCACACCUUUGACCAAAGCACCUAUGACUCAAUUAUUCUUGGAUUUAGAAAGUGUUGGUGAGGUUUCACAUGAAGACAAUAGAAUGAAGAAAAUAUCGGUCACAAGGACAGGAAAACUGGUCACGUUACUGUACCUUGGCAUAUCAGAACCAGAAACUACCUUUCGGACUAUGAACGAGAUGUUCUACUUGUUAACUUUGCCAUCUCUAGACUCUGUUUUUAGAAACCCAGACAUUGGUAGUCUGAAGCGUCUAUUUAGUUUCAUUGUCAACAAUGGACAUGGGGAGGAUCCCAACAGCGUGCUCACACAAAUGUGCCUGGUUUGCCUGCUGAACCUAUUACAGCUGAAUAAAAUAAAUCAGAGAAGUUUUGCCGAAUACCACAGUAAACGGAAUUUUGUAGAGCGUGUGCACGCCGCUGAAAAUGUUGCCUUAUCAAGACAUGGAGCAUUUUGCAGUUCGAAAGUCCACCAAAACGUUGAAAAACAUAGUCCUGAACACCUCGAGAAUAUGGAAUCGAUGGCCGAAAAUGUUAAACAAUGUUUAUCAUGUGCACGGUUUGGAAAUUCGUUUAUACAGUGUUUUAGAGGUGUUGCGAAAAACGUUGUUUUUAAUAACGAACUCAAAUUGAAGGAGUAUCUUAAUUUAAAUGAAGAGCGUAAAAUGGACUGCGAUUGGACGGACACACCACCCCAAAAAAUGAGUAUUUUAAUACUUUGGUUGAAACAUGGAAACUUGAUUAAAACUACAUUGGUCAGUAUGCUGAAGACUACAAAAUUAUUGCUAACCAGUCUGGUGUCAGAACAGCCAACAAAGACAAAUAAGGGACAAUGCUGCGUGAUGCGUCACAUUUUGAUGAUCACAAUGGAAAAACACUUCAGCCAAUACCUGAUUACAUCCGUUGGAUUCAUUCUGGUGAACUUCAUUUUCUUUCGUACGAAAAAACUGAGCAACUCGCAAGAGACAAGCCUGAAAUUACUGACUGUGAUAUAUUUUUGCCAACACGAAUCUUGUACAUAUUCUUUGACAUUGAAAAUGAUCCAUCAAAUGAAAUCUUGCAACAACUAGCUCUCCUUUCAUGGCUACCAAUUGAAGAAGUACCUGAAUACUUCAACAAGACAGAGAGAAAGCUGACAAAAGCUGCCAUGAUAAUAUUGGACGGGAGCAGUCAUCCUCUUUAUAAACUUAACAUGGCCGAAUUAGAACAAAUGUGCAAGACAAACAAUGUUUCAUUCAAAGGUCUGAAGUACGUAAUUGUUAAGGUGUUGGCACUUGCUCAAGAUGAAGACGUUCCAGACGAUUUUCCAGCCAACUAUAAAGGUGAUUUCGGUUCUUUGCCAAAAAGUAUUUCGAUGUUGAAAAAGUUACCUGCUGCAACUCUUCAGUAUAUUUUAACAAUUUGGUCCUUUGUGCGUUUUUAUUGCGAAACAGAAGAUCUCAUUUGGCAUCUUAUAUGCAAGUACGCGAAAUAAAGGACUUGAUUAAAUUGGUUCAAUCAUUGAUAUUGUGUCAAGUCAACUGUGAAAUUAUUGAUCAACUGGACGUUUACCGAACAAGAAAAUUUCCUGGAAAGAAUUUAGCAAAGAAAUCCCAAAUACCAAUUUCAUAUGGUGUCUCCAAGGAAAACUUAGAGAACUUAUUUGAAACUUUAUUGAUAUACCUGAACCAUAAAACACAUCACAGUUCCAACAUGAAUAAGGUUGAAAACACAAUGGAGAACAAAACUGGUAGUAAGGAAGUUAAUUAUGAAGAUUAUUUCGAAGUUGGCUCCAAUGUAAAAAUACGAUGGAUAUCAGAGGAGAUUCUGGAUGGAAACCAGGCUGGUAUUCGGCAGACGUACAGUCGUCAACAAUUGAAAAUGAUGAAAUUUCUGUUGUGUAUGUCAGUGAACCAGACUGUGUUUAUUCUGUAG
Messenger RNA from Paramuricea clavata, 2041 nucleotides. Lineage: Eukaryota; Metazoa; Cnidaria; Anthozoa; Malacalcyonacea; Plexauridae. The record is from the annotation of a GenBank genome assembly.